This is a messenger RNA of Carica papaya (papaya), 2328 nucleotides long. NCBI's taxonomy places the organism in Eukaryota, Viridiplantae, Streptophyta, Magnoliopsida, Brassicales, Caricaceae. The record is from RefSeq and is a predicted model, not a curated record.
UAAACGGUUCCUUCCCUCUCAAAUGCCCAAACCCGUUACUAGAACAGUAAACAAAGACGAGAUAGAAUGCAAUGCAAAUCAAAACUGUAAAACUUGCAGCGACUCUCGCCUCCAUGGCUGAGCACUGCGUCUCCACGCAAUCUCUCAAGCAAAUCCAUGCUCAUGCAAUCUGCACAGGCCUCCAUGAACACCCAAUUGUCUUGGGCAAGAUUUUUCGCUUUGCUGCCGUAUCACACGCCGGUGAUUUACUUUAUGCUCAAAGAGUGUUUGAUCAAAUUCCUCAACCAAAUACUUUUUUCUAUAAUAUUCUAAUUCGUGGCUACUCCAGGAGUUUCUGGCCUUGUUUUUCGGUUCGUUUAUUCAAUCAGAUGAGGCAAAACUGUAUCGACCCAGAUGGGUAUACUUUCACCUUCUUGCUUAAAGCGCGGUCAAGGAUGAAGAUCAACUUACCUUUGAUGACUGACUCAGACGAGAUCCAUGGCGCGGUAAUCAAGUCCGGUUUUUGUUCCUAUUUAUAUGUCCAGAAUGGAUUGAUUCACUUGUAUGCGGUGAAGGGGAUUCCUCUAGCAGCACAGAGAGUGUUCGAUGAGGCUGUGGAGGUGGAUGUUGUCUCAUGGUCUGGUUUGGUUGUGGCGUAUACCAAGGCCGGAAAACUGAAUCUAGCGAGAUGGGUUUUUGAUGAGAUGCCGGAGAGAGAUGUUGUUUCUUGGACUGCCAUGGUUUCUGGGUACUCCCAGGCUAAACGUUCCAGGGAAGCAUUAGAGUUGUUUAGGGAGAUGAAGGAUACAGGGAUAAGACCAGAUGAGGUCACCAUGGUAAGUGUAAUCUCUGCCUGUACUAAUCUAGGUGAUGUCGAGACAGGGAUGGGUGUGCAUCACUAUAUUGAUGCAAAUGGCCUUGGUUGGAUGAUUUCACUUUGCAAUGCGUUGAUUGACAUGUAUGCAAAAUGCGGAUGCAUGGAUAGAUCAUGGCAAAUAUUCAAUAACAUGACUAGGAAGAGCUUGAUUACUUGGAACUCAAUGAUCUCAGCCUGUGCAAACCAAGGUAAUCCAGAAGAUACAUAUGCAUUGUUUAAAUAUAUGUUGAAUUCUGGAGCUUUGCCAGACAGGGUUACAUUUCUUGCUCUUUUAACUGCUUGUACUCACAAAGGAUGGACAGAGGAGGGUUACAGAUUGCUUGAUAGCAUGCAGAAAGAGCACGGUAUGCAGCCAGGCGUCGAGCAUUAUGGAUGCAUGGUAGAUAUGUUAGGCAAAGCAGGGAGGCUAGAGGAGGCUUACAAUUUGAUCACUGGGAUGCCAGUGCCUUAUAACGAUAUUGUCUGGGGGGCUUUGCUUGCUGCUUGUAGAACUUAUGGAGAUGUAAACAUGGGUGAGAGGAUUGUCAAGAAACUGUUAGAGUUAAACCCAGAUGAAGGAGGGUACUAUAUCCUCCUCCGAGAUAUUUAUGUUGAUGCUGGUCGAAUGGGGAAAGCUAAUGAAAUGAGGCAAUGCAUGGAAGUUAGUGGAGUAAGAAAGACUCCUGGUUGCAGCUGGGUGGGAGCAUGAAACAUAAGAGAAUUAACCUUAAUUGUCAGCUCUUUCCUCCAUAGGCAUGAUAUUCAUUCAGCAGCAGUCAAGACGAUUCUAUCAUUUAAAAUUUACAGCUUUUAAGUAGUCAUUGUCUUGGUAAGUUGAAAGAGCAACAAACAGGAUCUGAGACAGAUUCAUCAACUAGUUUUACUAGUGUCUUCUGGUUCUCUUCGGAAAGUUGCCAUGCGUUGCUCUCAAGUUAUUGCUACCAUCUAUUUAACAUAUCAUUGGGAAGCACUACCACAACUUUAAGCAAUUGGAGGCUUGGUAUUCAGAUGAACACUCCAUCGCAAGAUGAGGGUUGAGACUGAGACUGCAUUUGUUGGAAUUUCUAAUAUUUAUUCCUUAUGGAUGACACAAAAAACAAGCUGCCGUCAAGGAAUAUCAUACAGAUUAAUCUGGGUUUUAUUUGGGGUGGCAGCUGGACUUAUUGGCACAGCAUUCGGGAUCAUUGGCAGAGCAUGGAGAGCAAAAUCACUGCACAGAAGGACCAACUAAGGCCGCCUAUUGACAGACUCCAGCUAGGGAAAUCUUUUACUACUCCAGACUUCUUUUUUCUAUGAAACAAUUUGAAUCAGGUCAGGAACUUCCAGGUAUUGUUUGCAAUCUGAAAUUAAUUGCAUGGAAAAUGAUUACCGCACAAAAAUAAUUAAUAGUUUCUUAGCAAUUUGUUUUGAAUUGACAGUUUCUUAGCAAUUUGUGAUCGCUUUUUGUACACAAAUAAAGAAUACACACCUAAAAAUGUGGCAAAACUUAGCCA